AUGGCGGCCCCCGAAGUCCACCACCUCUUCCACGCGCCGAUUGCCGACCACUCGUUCUCGGCCGACCGCAAGACGUUGGCGAUUGCUCGUGACACAACCGUCGAACUCUAUGGCAGGGUCGGCAAUGCCUUCAAGCUGAAGGACGAACUCAAGGGGCACGACAAGACUGUCACCAGCAUCGACAUUGCACCUAACUCGGGUCGCAUUGUAUCGUGCUCGCAGGACCGCAACGCCCUCGUCUGGGAGCCGACGCCCCAGGGUUACAAGCCGACCCUUGUUUUGCUGCGCAUUAACCGCGCCGCCACCUUUGUCCGUUGGUCGCCGUCCGAGACCAAGUUCGCCGUCGGCUCCGGAGACCGGCUCAUCGCUGUGUGCUACUUUGAGGAAGAGAACGACUGGUGGGUGUCGAAGCACCUGAAGAAACCCAUCCGUAGCACGGUCACCACUCUGGCUUGGCAUCCCAACUCGGUGCUUCUCGCUGCCGGCUCGACCGAUGCGCACGCCCGCGUCUUCUCCAGCUUCAUCAAGGGUGUUGAUGCUCGGCCAGAGCCCACCGCGUGGGGCGAGAGGCUUCCGUUCAACACCGUCUGCGGCGAGUACAUGAACAACUCAGCUGGCUGGAUCCACUCCGUCGCCUUCUCGCCCAGCGGCGACGCCCUGGCCUUUGCCGCGCAUGACAGCAGCAUCACGGUCGUCUACCCGAACGCCCCUGAGCAGCCGCCCAAGGCUGUCGUCAGCAUCAACACGCAGCUGCUGCCCUUCAUGAGCCUGAUCUGGAAUGGAGAGGACGAAAUCAUUGCUGCUGGCUACGACUGCGAGGCUUUCCGCUUCCGGGGCGGCAGCGAGGGCUGGCAGCUGACUGGCGCGCUCGAAGCCAAGGGGCGUCCUGGUCUGGGCGACCAGCGGGAGGAAUCCGCCUUGAACAUGUUCAGGCAGAUGGAUCUGAAAGGCAAGGUCAAGGAUGACACACAGCUCAAGACGGUCCAUCAGAACACCAUCACAACGAUCCGGCCGUACGAAACGUCUGGGCCGUCCGUGAGGCAGUUUAGCUCGAGCGGAGUCGAUGGGCGCGUUGUCAUAUGGACCGUGUAG
Molecule: messenger RNA, 1092 nt
Organism: Chaetomium strumarium
Lineage: Eukaryota; Fungi; Ascomycota; Sordariomycetes; Sordariales; Chaetomiaceae
Product: WD40-repeat-containing domain protein
Exons: 3
Coding region: 1-1092 (363 amino acids)
Biological process (GO): Arp2/3 complex-mediated actin nucleation
Cellular component (GO): actin cytoskeleton; Arp2/3 protein complex
Molecular function (GO): actin filament binding
Source: RefSeq, a predicted model, not a curated record